This is a messenger RNA of Cladophialophora bantiana CBS 173.52, 1695 nucleotides long. RefSeq lists its product as uncharacterized. Gene Ontology annotation, cellular component: cytosol. The record is from RefSeq and is a predicted model, not a curated record. Gene Ontology annotation, biological process: positive regulation of TORC1 signaling; positive regulation of GTPase activity. NCBI's taxonomy places the organism in Eukaryota, Fungi, Ascomycota, Eurotiomycetes, Chaetothyriales, Herpotrichiellaceae. The transcript is spliced from 2 exons. Bases 1 to 1695 code for a protein of 564 amino acids. Gene Ontology annotation, molecular function: GTPase activator activity.
AUGGACUUUACACUCGCCCUCACCCAUUUCUGCGAGGCGCAUGGGCCGAAGUCCGUCCUCUGCACGCAAGUCCUGCCGCUGGAGUGUGCAUUAUGCCUUCCACCCUCACCUCCCCUGAGAGCCUCCUCCUCCACCGAAUCCUUUACCACCCAGGUCCACAAUUCCUCCCUCGAGUCUUCGCAGAAUCUCCGUGCGCCGCCGACUCUGAGUAAAACAGACACGAAUUCCACCUGGCCUACCGACCUUUCCGGCGCGUCUACCGCGAUCGACUCGGAAGCAGAGCCUGAAAGCCCUACCAUCGAGAAGCACCCCCUCUUCCAGACAGUUGACCAGACACGGACGCUGUCCUCACAAUGGCGUUAUGGUCGGAACCAAGACGAGACCUGUGCCAGCUGCAGUUUCUCCGUACCCAAGGCUGUCGCAGAAAAGCUUCCUGCCGGUGCACCGGGUAGCAAGAGAGCGGACAACCCAAAUAACGUCAACACAGGGGCGCCAGUGCUGAGAUCAAGAGAAUUUGUCUGUCUUCGAGAGAGGAAGAGAAGGAAUAGCAGGCUUCACGUCUCUGAAGACUCCAAUCCGUCCUCCUACGGCUCAUCGGUUACAUCAUCCUACGACUCCCACGCGACGACGUCGCAUACACAGUCUCAUCGAUCUGACGAGUGUCACGACCACACCUUAACAUACCUCACCUCCAAGUCUCCCGCCGACCGGGAGAGCUAUGCGCAACUACGUGCUUCUGUCAUUCGGACUCUGUCCUGUGAACUCCUGCCGCGAGGGAUGUCCGACGGUCCUUUCUGCUUUGGUGACUCUAACACAGGCUAUACCAUCGCAUACGUCUUUCGGCUUACUGAUCCCAAAGCCCGGGGUCGACGGCGGGCGUACGCUUUCCUCGCUUUAGCGGGCAAGGAUGCCAGUCGCGCGUUUCAGGCAUGUCCCAUGCUAUGGGAGUCAUUUGCCCGGAUGGCAAAGGGGAUUGAAGCAGCGGCCCAGCAACAACGGUGCAAAGAAGAAAAGGAGGCCGAAUCUCUUGAUGCGAGCGGCAAAUCGACCGCGAGGAAUUACACUCCGGUGUCGUCCUUCUUGACCGCCCGCACUGUGGACCCAGAUGGCCACCCGCGGCGUGUUGGACAAGCCACGCCGCGUAGCCUAGCGGAGAUCGUAGGCGACGAAAACAUUUUCACAUUCCUGCACCAGUAUUUUGUCGCCAUCCUGCGCUGCCUCGGCGAGCGCUUUGGUGGGCCGCCACUAGCAGAAAGUCCGUUGAUCUAUCACUCUACGAGUGAGGAGGUACCGCGGUUUCGCAAAGCAGAUGUCAUCCGAGAAGACAGAGAGCAUGGCGCCAAUCGUCCUCUGGAUCUCGCCGACUCGAACCACUCUGACAAAACUCAUCUUGAGAGCCUAAGAGACCAAGAUACGACGCCCACACCGCAGUUGUAUCAGAAGAGUUCCAGUAAGACUUGGCCAUUGCAACAGCCACAACCCCAAGAGACAAGAGUGUCCAAGGGGAAAGAUAAGGCAAAGGAGGAUGCAAUGGACGAUGUUGAUCAUGCAAAAUCAACGGCAAGGAAGGGUACAAGAGAAACGGACAAGCCCAAGAUGUUCGCCAAUACUAAUAUGACCUUGAAGAAGCUGAAUCCGCAAUGUGCCAUGCCCAUGGCCGUCACUGAGACGGCACAGAGACAGGUUGUCGUAUGA